Molecule: messenger RNA, 1229 nt
Organism: Oppia nitens
Lineage: Eukaryota; Metazoa; Arthropoda; Arachnida; Sarcoptiformes; Oppiidae
Exons: 2
Coding region: 81-1229 (382 amino acids)
Source: RefSeq, a predicted model, not a curated record
UUUAUAUAACAUCACCACAACAUUAUCAUCAUCAUCAUCAGCACCUAUACCCAGAUUAUUGAACCAAUACUACUAAUACAAUGGCUGACAUCAAUGAUAGGACCGGCGAUUUUGUGGUAUAUAAGCGAAACGAAAUUAUCAAAUAUCAGCGACAAAUUGAACACUUGAUCCGUGAAAAUGAUAGACUAAAACAAAUGAAAACCAAAUACCAGGACUUGGAGUUUGAAAACUUGGCGCUCAAACAUCGGUUGGCCAGUAAUGGUGGAUCGGCUGCGGGUGGAAAGGCAGGAGCCGUAGGUAUCGGCGCCAAUGAUAAUCAAAACUGGCGUAACUGUGGCUCCGAUUACGGUCUGAUUGUUGAGUUUAUGCAAAAUCAGUCGACACCCGACAGACACCGAUUGAUUGUCGACCCAACACCCAGACAUAGUAGUUCCGUAACCAAUAACUACCAGUCCUCUACUGAUGGCAACGUAGUACCGGAGCCCGGGAUUAUUGAUGGCAGUAUUAAUGAGUCGACUAACGAUCAUCUAAUCAUUGGUUACGGUAGAGGAUUGCGUCGACAGUCGAUAUUUCCCGUAUCGAAAGCGGGCGAUAAACAGCUACAGGAGCUGACCGACGACCAGAAACAUUCAAAACAAUUGGGCGAAACCCGAACCAAACAAUUGGACUCACAUUUCUGGUCAAUCAAAUCGGAUACGUCGGCUGCGAAUCAUUAUCCGGAAGGGUUGGCUCAGUUGGCCAAAGAUAUCAGGAAUAAGGCUAACCAUAAUGUAAUGCAUCGGAUAAUUGUCAGGGAAUGGAACCGACGGCCGGAACGGAUGUCGCGGACAGAGUUUUUCUAUCAUUUGCUAACCGUAUUCAUACAUAACGGCUGUUUGGUUACCCAGUGUACGGAACAUUCGCCACCGUGUCGGCCGAAAGUGGACAGUCGUAUACUGGAAUCGUCGGCACCGGUAUUGAAAAGUUUUCUCCAGUGUGUAAACAGUUUGAAAUUGGUUGUCGUCGAAGUUGAACUGCUGGUAGCCCUGGAAAACCUGGCCUACGCUGAACCUAAAUACCGGUGCGCUGUCGCCGAGAUUAUGGACCUAUUGUUUCGCAAAGGUGUUGUCCAAGCGAUAGCAUUUGGCGAGUGGUCUCAGGCGGACAGUCCACGCAAAUCCGAUAAAGAGUUGCUAAUCAAAGAGAUACAGUCGACAGGGUUUACACUAAUUAGACGAUCAUCUGUUUAA